GUAAAACUUGAGAGACGAACAAACAAACAAAAAAAAAAAGAUCUACCAAUUUACAGCCAAUAUCUACGAUUCUUUUCAGAAGUACAAGAGGCAUUCAUUACAUUAUGUCGCCAAAGCCGACAAGUACUUCAAGAAACUUUAAAGACGGUACUUUUGGACACAUACCACUUACAAUAAUUGAAAAGGCCAGCAAAGAAGUGAUCACGAAGAAAAGUGCUUUUCUCAAUGUGAAUAGACAGAAAGAUAAGACAGUGAUUGCAGCAAUUUGUCAAGAAGGGGUAUUUUAUGUAUGUUUAACGGAAAGUAAUAUAAUUGAACUCAAAGGAAAGAAGCAGACUAAAAAAUACAAUGAUGAAGAGUGGCGAGGAAUUGUAUAUGAGCUACUUUCAUUCGAACAUGAAGUUGAAGAUUUACAAAUAGUGGCCGAUUUGAUUACGGAAAGUGAAUACGACAGUAAGAACCACGAGGUUGAGGAAGUGAGUGAUUCAGAGAUGGUGCUAAUAAUCCAAACUCGAGCCAAACUACCGGUGAAGCUAGGGGAGAUCCCACUUGCGCAAGUGGACGAUGAAGAAGAGAAGCUUCCGAAGGAAAUCAAACAGGAUGUCUUUGAGAUAUUCAAUUGGAUGGAAGCUAUUUCGGGUCAAAACGAUAAAUUGAAGGCCAUAGUGGAUAGAAUGGCUAAAAAAGAGAAGAGUUUAGAUGAAUUAGUUAUGCUCAAGACCAAAGAGAUUGACGAAAUUAGACAAGAGUACGAGGAGAUCGUUGAAGAUUUACAGGACAAGUUCUACCAGGUAUUGAAUGCAAAGAAGAGUAGGAUAUGGGAAUUAGAAGGGAGAAAUGAAAAUGAAUUAGAAUAUUUGAAUCAAACUUACAUUGAGCAGAAUAGGAAAAAUUUCAAUCACGGAGUAAUAAAGAAGGAAGAAAUCCCCGAUGAAAUUGAUGAAGCAUAUAAGCCACCAACCAGAAAACGGAAGCAAAAGGAGGAGAAUAGGCCCAAGAGAAGGAAAAAGGAGCCAGUUAAAGAGGAUAACGCUACUCAAGAGGACACUGAGUAUCUGGCCAAUGAAAUGGACAUUGACGAUAGUGAAUCCCACAGUAGUGAUGAACAGGAAAUAGACGAGACCCAAUUAGAGCAAAAGCAAGCGGAUGAGAAAGAUAGGAGUAAAGAAGUUGAGGUUAAACAAGAAGACCAUGACAUGGUUACAACUGACCGCGAGGGAGAAAAGGAAAGCCUUGACUCCGGGGCAGACACCGACUACAGUGAAGAAGAAGACUAAAAUUGAAGCUUUUUUGAAGUAUUUUGCUAAUUAGUCUGCGGAUA
This is a messenger RNA of Hyphopichia burtonii NRRL Y-1933, 1321 nucleotides long. RefSeq lists its product as uncharacterized. The record is from RefSeq and is a predicted model, not a curated record. NCBI's taxonomy places the organism in Eukaryota, Fungi, Ascomycota, Pichiomycetes, Serinales, Debaryomycetaceae. Bases 105 to 1277 code for a protein of 390 amino acids. The transcript has a single exon.